CGGAAGCGAGCGCGUAGCCCCGGCCGCUGGCGCCUCUGCUGCCGGAGUCGUCGCCGCGCGGCUCUCGCCGUCGUCUCCCAGCCCGGGGUCCGUCCGGUUGGCACCCCGGUGCCCUCCCGACGCGGCGGGGGCUCAGCGAGGCGGCCCCCCGCUCCCCGACGGCGUCCCAUGGAGUAGGGUCCCGGACCGUUGUCCCGAAGAGCGAGAGCGCGCCGGGCCCCCUCCCCCUCCCCUCCCCUCCCUCCCUCCCUCCCGCCCGCCGCAACAUGGCUAACAACAGCCCCGCGCUGACAGGCAACUCGCAGCCGCAGCACCAGGCGGCGGCGGCCGCGGCGCAGCAGCAGCAGCAGCAGCAGCAGCAGCAGUGCGGCGGCGGCGGCGGCCCGAAGCCAGCGGUGUCGGGCAAGCAGGGCAACGUGCUGCCGCUGUGGGGCAACGAGAAGACCAUGAACCUCAACCCCAUGAUCCUCACCAACAUCCUGUCGUCGCCUUACUUCAAAGUGCAGCUCUACGAGCUCAAGACCUACCACGAGGUGGUGGACGAGAUCUACUUCAAGGUCACUCAUGUGGAGCCCUGGGAGAAAGGGAGCAGGAAGACAGCGGGCCAGACCGGGAUGUGCGGAGGGGUUCGAGGUGUUGGAACAGGAGGCAUUGUUUCUACAGCAUUUUGCCUGUUAUACAAAUUAUUUACUCUGAAGUUAACUCGCAAGCAAGUGAUGGGUCUCAUAACACACACCGAUUCUCCAUAUAUUCGAGCCCUUGGAUUUAUGUAUAUAAGGUAUACACAACCCCCUACCGACCUAUGGGAUUGGUUUGAAUCCUUCCUUGAUGAUGAAGAGGACCUAGAUGUGAAGGCUGGCGGAGGCUGUGUAAUGACCAUUGGAGAAAUGCUGCGAUCUUUUCUCACAAAACUCGAGUGGUUUUCUACCUUGUUUCCAAGAAUUCCUGUUCCAGUUCAGAAGAAUAUCGAUCAACAGAUUAAAACCCGGCCCAGAAAAAUCAAAAAAGAUGGGAAGGAAGGCACAGAGGAAAUUGACAGACAUGUUGAACGCAGACGUUCGAGAUCUCCUAGAAGAUCACUGAGUCCACGGAGGUCCCCAAGAAGAUCCAGAAGUAGAAGCCAUCAUCGGGAGGGCCAUGGAUCUUCUAGCUUUGACAGAGAGUUGGAAAGAGAGAAAGAACGCCAGCGACUAGAGCGGGAAGCCAAAGAAAGGGAGAAAGAAAGGCGAAGGUCCCGAAGUAUUGAUCGAGGGUUGGACCGCAGGCGCAGCAGGAGUAGAGAAAGGCACAGAACCCGUAGUCGAAGUCGUGAUAGAAAAGGAGAUAGAAGGGACAGGGAUCGAGAAAGAGAGAAAGAAAAUGAGAGGGGCAGGAGGAGAGAUCGGGACUAUGAUAAGGAAAGAGGUAAUGACCGAGAGAAAGAGAGAGAGCGAUCAAGAGAACGGUCCAAGGAACGAAGAAGUCGGGGUGAGGUAGAAGAGAAGAAACACAAAGAAGACAAGGAUGACAGGCGGCAUAGAGAUGAAAAAAAGGAUUCCAAGAAAGAGAAAAAACACAGUCGAAGUAGAAGCAGAGAACGAAAACAUAGAAGUAGGAGUAGAAGUAGAAAUGCAGGAAAACGAAGUAGGAGCAGGAGCAAAGAGAAAUCAAGUAAACAUAAAAACGAAAGUAAAGAAAAAUCAAAUAAACGAAGUAGGAGUGGAAGUCAAGGAAGAACUGACAGUGUUGAAAAAUCAAGAAAACGGGAACAUAGCCCCAGCAAAGAAAAAUCUAGAAAGCGUAGCAAAAGCAAAGAUCGUUCUCACAAACGAGAUCACAGUGAUAGUAAGGACCAGUCUGACAAACAUGAUCGUCGAAGGAGCCAAAGCGUAGAACCAGAGAGCCAAGAAAAACAACAUAAAAACAAAGAUGAGACUGUGUGAAAAUUUUUUUGUAAAAGUGGAUCACAUUGAAUCCUAUAAAUGUUUGAUUAAAUCUGCUUUCCCCCCUCCCGAGUUGAGAUUGUGCAGUAGUUCCGCACUCUUCAAGCUCCUUGUAGGCUGCAUUUUCAUUUCCUCUUUUGUGUAGGGAAGUGCCUUUGUAAUCCCGUUUACCGCAUUGAUGUUUUCACCCAAUUGUUGAGUUUGAUACAUGAUGCACAGAUUGUUCUUGCAUUUUUAUUUGUUUUUGAAAUGUACAGUCUGUACAUAUGUCCUAAAAAUGUUUUAAUUCCUUUGGCGUAGUUGCCAUGUUGGUUAAAUUUGUAUAAGGCAAUAAACUGCCACUAAUUCUAUUUUUGUUUUGUAGGUGUGGGAUUAUGGUUUGUGUACUAAAGUUAGCAUGGCUGUGCUUUUCAUAAUAGAAUGCUAAAGACUUUGAGAAUGGGUUUUGAAUAUCUAUUAUAGGAGAAUUAUGUGCUUUCUAUGUACAUGAAGGCAGCAAUUGUAGGAUUAACAUUCUUGUCCACUGUAUAUUAUCUUGGAAGGCUCUUGUUAAUAUGUUCCACUUAAUACUCUCCACAGUUAACUUUAGAGAGAAUUUAUGAGAUGUUAGUUUCUGGUGCAGAGGUGUAAAUUAGGCUGUGAUUUGAUCAAAAGUCCUUUUAGCAUUCUACCUCAAAGGGACACUGAUAGUAUGCCUAAAAUUUAUUCACUUAGUUUUUCUUUUUUAUUUGAAACAAAAAAAAUACAUGACAUGUAAUCUUUUUUUUCUUGAAUUCUUUUUCAGACUUUAAAGUACUAUAUUAAAAGAAUAAUUAAUGUCUAAAGUCUAGCAUUCUUGCAGCAACUCUAUACUAACGUGAAAUUGGGAGAGGGUGGGGCAGAUGAGUAGAUAGAUUCAAGCUUCCAAAGCAUUUUUAUAAAUGGAAAAAUACUUAAAUUAUGAAACAGCUUGAUAUAGUGUCCUUUUUUUAAAAUUCAGAACUUUUUUAUUGAUAAUGGAGAUUGCUGUUUGAGUUUUUAAAACAAUCUAGAACAGAAGUAUUAAAAGUAAUGCUGUGCUGCAUUAUUUAAGAUUAUCAGCAAAUUAUUUGGUAGAUUGUUCUUAUGACUUGUAUUCUGAUUACAGAGAAACAUCAUGAGUGUGGAAUAAAUACUGGAUUAAAUCCGUUUUCCUGGGUGUUGGCUUCCCCCCAUUUGUUAACAUUUUUGGAGUUACGUUUAUUGUGGAAUUGAUAAAAAUGUUAGCAGAAGCACACACUGUGUAGAUUGAUAUUCUACUACUAAGAUGACAAGUUUGACAUUUAAAGAGAUGUGUAGACUAAUUGGGUAUCUGUAAUAGUCUUCACUUCCCUUUUGUCAGUGGGUAUCGUGUGUGACUGAGAUGUUCUUCGAGUGAUUAUUUUUAUGUUAAAGGUGCUUGUUGAGGUACUUUUCACUUGAAAUUCAUAUUGGAAUUAUUUAAAAUUUCUGCUUGAAGGAACUCCUUAGAACUUAUAGCUUACCUUGUUCACUCUAGACAAGUGUUCCUGAUAGCACACUCCAUGAUAACAUGACUUGUCACACUGUUCAUAAUUGACUCAUGGAUUCUCAAGUUACCCUGCAAGUAUUGGAAUAAAUAAGGACGCCUGGAAUAGUCCAUUCAUAAAUUUCACCUACCUAUCAUCAAAAAGUUAUUAAAUGAAAUUGCUCUGAAAAUCCUUUGCUUUUUUUUUUAAGGAUAGAAGAUUUCCAGUCAUUUUACAUGAGCAUCAAGUGAAUCAACCGUAGACAAAAUGAGCUAUGUUCUUAAGUAAUGAAAGGUGUACAUCAAUAUUUUUUAUCACACCUCAAUGAUGUAUUAUUACUUUGGAUAUACAUGAAAUGGCAAUUCAAGGGAGUAUUUUAUAGUAAAAGUUUAUUUCAAAUACAGGUAAAUCAGGAACAAUUACCUAUGACUUUUUGAUGUAAAACAUUUUGGUAAUGCCUAAUGAUAUGCAUGCUUUAACUUAGCUUUAUCAGAGAAUAGGAAAACAAGUCACUGAAAAUAUCUCAGGAUUAUUGCAAAAAAAAAAACUUGAAAAGCUUUUGAUAGUGCUUGAUGUAACUCGCAGCUUCCAUCCAGCUUUGUUCUUGAUGACACUGCCUUUCAAUGUACUAUUGCAUCUGUUUUCUAAUUUCAUUUUGUAAUUUCUAUACACGAGCUAGUAUAUUUCCAACUUUUGAGAUUUUAAUAUAAAAUACCCAUUUUUAUGUUGCCCAAAUGAGUGUCUUAGCUGGCUUUAGGUCCUUGCUUUUUCUAAAGCCGUGAUUCUAAACCUAAAUUCUGGGUUCCUGGGUUAAGAAUGAAAAUCCAGGAGAAUAAAAGUGCUGAAAUUGCAUGCAAAUU
Molecule: messenger RNA, 4287 nt
Organism: Sorex fumeus (smoky shrew)
Lineage: Eukaryota; Metazoa; Chordata; Mammalia; Eulipotyphla; Soricidae
Gene: PRPF38B
Product: pre-mRNA processing factor 38B
Exons: 6
Coding region: 267-1922 (551 amino acids)
Cellular component (GO): precatalytic spliceosome
Source: RefSeq, a predicted model, not a curated record